AUGACAGACCUGAGAGUCGGCGACACGAAACGCGACUGGAUCCGCCAUUCGGCUCAGCGGGAGGUGUAAAACGGCCGACUGAGCGCUCUAGUCUGCCGCAAGCAGCUGCAGAGAAAAAAAAGCUCAUGUACUUCUAAACUAAUCCAUCUUUUUUUUCACUCUUUUUGCAUUCCAUUUGAAAUUUUGCUUUAUUCAAUCUCGGCGAGACAAAUAAUUGAUAUUGUUCGUUUUUACACUUUUUUGCGUUCCUGAGCAAACAGUUAAAUUGAUCCUCAAACCCGAAAACUAUAUCAAACUAUUGUCGCUCGCCUAGUUUGAAAAGAAGAAAAUUGUAAAAUUAAAAGUCAAACAGAAGAAGUAUUUGAUAGAGAGUUUUAGUAAAAAAAAAAUUCAAAACAAGUUUUUUUAGUUAGCAAGUGCGGUGUCGACAAGGAUCCCGGGAGUUUCAGUCAAGAUUGUGGACUUCAACGAGUAAGGUUUUUUCUCGCGAUAACAGUUGUUUAGGUUAAUACAGAAAAAAAUAGCGCAAACUUCUGAGUCGCGGAAAAAAGAGCCGCCGACAAAAUAGCUCAGGAAAAAAGUUAACUGAUUAACGUUCAAAGUCUGAACAGGCUAUCUCAAAGCACGCAAAUAUUCGCGAAUCUUAAAACUCAAAAUUUUCAAAUGCACUAAUCUCCGAAAACAAAGAACUUCAUUUUUUCUUCGCUUUUUUGCAUGUUUUCCAUGUGUUCCUUUUCGGUUGGGAUCUUCCUAAAAACUAGCCAGAACGCUUCUUGAUGUACGAGUAGAAGCUUUUAGAAGUCUCAACCUGCCAAACUUUGUUUUUUUUUCGGGAAAAGACGUUCUCGAAGCUGAAGAAAACCUCAAAAUUCAUGAAAAAAUAGGCCCUUUUAGGUCUUUGAGCCCGCAUUUCUCGAAAAACUAGAAAGUUGUGCAGGUUGAGACUUCCAAGGAUCGAGCUCCAAGAUUGGCGCAUGCACAAUUCACGCGCAAGAUUAUUCGCAGACUUAAAACUCGUUUCUAGCAGCAUUUUUGAAACAAAAAACAUACAUCUUGGUGUCAACAAGGUUACUUUUGCCAACUCUGAAUUGGUAAAGAAUCUGGUCAGAACUGUAACGGCACAGAAGAGUGCCGUUUCUCUCGCAGCUGAAGACGUCUUCACAGGCCGACAUUUUCAUCGGAAUGCAUGGUGCCGGCCUCACACACCUUCUUUUCCUGCCAGAAUGGGCCGCCGUUUUCGAAGUGUUAGUUUUUUUCUCCGUCUCGCAUAUUUUACCCGCAAAAAAAUUUUUUUUAAUUUUAUUUUGAAUGCAAUUAAUGUGGAGAAGUCGGAAAAAGAUUUUUAUUUUCAUAACAGCAGCUUGCAAGCUGAGUUGGCUCAGUAGAAGCGCAGAAAUUCUUCUAUUAUUUUUUCUCCUUUCACAAAUGCACGUCCGUAGUUUGGUGUCAAGCGAGUGUAUCAAACAGCGAUUCGCAAAGAUUCCAAAAAACUCUUCAGAAAAUGGGCUUAGGAGUGAAAUUGUCAUUGAAAUUGGCUAUUUUGCACCAUCCUUUUUUCAAUCAUUUCUUGAGCUUUUGAAUUUCCAGAAAAAAUGAAAGGCUCGAUGAAGGGAAUCCUUUUGACGCCUUUUUGAGGUCUUUUUCAAGUCUCUCCCUUUAUCCAUCGUUCCGACUCUGCCCGGGUACGCAUAUGUCGCAAACAUGACGUUGCAUUGACCAGACCAAACCGUUAAAUCAGUUUCCGGUUAUUGUUAUCAUCUUGCAGGUACCACUGCGAGGACCGCGGCUGCUACUCUGACUUGGCUCGUCUUCGCGGAGUCAAAUACUUCACCUGGCCCGAAUCAAAAGUUUUCAAUUUUUUUUCUCUUAUAAUAAAUUGAAAGUUUUCUCUGUCAAUAAUAUCAGUCAAGCUGCAAACGUCAAUUUUUCAGCUACAUUUAAUGAUCCCUGAGAAAGAAGGCAAACACCCUACCAACGGGCAGACGCAUCCAAAAUUUGCCAACUACAUCGUUGACGUUGAUACUUUUGUCCAAGUCGUCGUGAAGGUUUGUUUUCUUCCAGCAAAAUGUAAAACUGAAGCUCCUCCUACAUCAGAGCUUUUCCUUGUCAGAAAAGUUGAAGCGGUCUCUUAGUUGAUAAAUGAAAAUAUUCGCUGAUAGAGCUAUGUCGUCCUUUUCAAAGCCCGAUUUUGUUUUUCUUCAAAAACGCUCAUUUAUUGAAUGAAAAUGUAUUUGGAGGAAAAAAUGAACGAAACUAAAAAAUCAAACUUGCAAUUUUAGAUGAAAGACUACGUUUCGCGCCACCCGAGCUUUGUGUCGUCCCGGCGGAGACUACGCCGUGAGAAGCAACAUGCGGAACUUUGAAAAUUAUUUUUUUAGUAAAUAUUUACUUUUUGAACUGUUUCAGCGCACUGAAUCUUUACACAAAGUUCGGGAAUUUCAGAGAUCGCAACCUUGCUUGGGCGAGGGCCGGCCCGUCAACCUCUCGGUCCCCCGGCCCAAAAAACUCAUAUCUCUCUUCAAGUCGAACUUUCCGCUUUUUGAAAAAAAGUAUUUUUGCUUAUUUUCUCUCAUAGAGUUAUUAGAAACUAUGAUUCAACAAGUAAAGAUAAUUUUUUUCCGUGAAUUUUUUUCAAAAUGAAAUUUGAGAUUUCUUUCGAAGGCCGGCCUGGCCCGAGCCCAUCCAGGCUUGUUUUUAAUUUAAAGCCCAAAUCCCGGGCCAGGCCGGCCGGCCUGACGCACAAGCCUGAUCGUAACGCAGUGUCUUUAAUUUGA
Molecule: messenger RNA, 2774 nt
Organism: Caenorhabditis auriculariae
Lineage: Eukaryota; Metazoa; Nematoda; Chromadorea; Rhabditida; Rhabditidae
Source: the annotation of a GenBank genome assembly